AUGUCGACCUACACCCGCCCCCAAUACGCCCCCUACACCACCCCGGGCGUCUACACCGAGCGCAUCCCCUGGCACCAGCGCCCGACCUCGGCGCACCACCGCCCCCUCGGCUCCUUCGCCGACGCGCGCCCCUACACGCCGCCGCACCUGGACUUCGUGAACCUUCGCCGCGAAGCCGAGCACGCGCGCGAGGAGGCGCGCAAGGACGCCGAGUGGCUCGAGUGGCAGGGGCGGAUCGCCACGACGGGGGGACCUCCCACGCCUUCCUCCGCCGGAACGGACGGCGACGGCUACGGCGACCGCGACGCGUGGGGCAAGACCAGCUUGUACGGCGCCGCUUGUGACCUGUUCUACGGUAUCCGACUCGUCCUGUUCGCCUGGAUGGUCGUCUUGACGGACGCGCACAAGCACUACUCCGUCGUCUUCGAUCGCUGGUACUGGCUUCGUCUCACUGCAUACCGACAGAGCCAGUGGCCGCUCGUGCUUCGAUGCGUUCGCUACUGGAUGACGGUCCUACUCUGCGUCGUAGUGGCGGCUUUUGUCGCCAAGCUGAACAUCGACGAGUACCUCGCCUCCGAAUCCGAACCGGCUAUCGUGUAUCGCACUCCGCCAGAGUACCACGUCUGGUCUGUGACGGCGCCCCGAUGUGCGCCAGACUGUUGCAAUCGUUCGAAGGCUACUUGGGUUCACGGACUGGAGAAUUAG
Messenger RNA from Annulohypoxylon truncatum, 705 nucleotides. RefSeq lists its product as uncharacterized. The record is from RefSeq and is a predicted model, not a curated record. Bases 1 to 705 code for a protein of 234 amino acids. NCBI's taxonomy places the organism in Eukaryota, Fungi, Ascomycota, Sordariomycetes, Xylariales, Hypoxylaceae. The transcript has a single exon.